This is a messenger RNA of Verticillium nonalfalfae, 4155 nucleotides long. RefSeq lists its product as uncharacterized. Bases 1 to 4155 code for a protein of 1384 amino acids. Gene Ontology annotation, biological process: carbohydrate metabolic process. Gene Ontology annotation, molecular function: hydrolase activity, hydrolyzing O-glycosyl compounds; chitin binding. Lineage: Eukaryota; Fungi; Ascomycota; Sordariomycetes; Glomerellales; Plectosphaerellaceae. The transcript has 2 exons. The record is from RefSeq and is a predicted model, not a curated record.
AUGAGGUGUCACAAUACCGUCACCUCCAUCGGGGGCUGGUUGGGCUUCUUCGCCGCCACCACAUCGGCCAUUGAGACCGGCUUUGAUUCGGAAACCUUCCCUCAUCCCGCCCUCGUUCCCAAGCCCACAUUUCGCGACCUCUGUCCCGUUCCUUGUGCAGAUGCCGGCCCAACGGGUUUCUCCUGGACCGUCGUGCCCUCCAUCGCGGCUCUCAAGCAGUGUAACGAGACGCUGCUCUUUGAGGGCAACCUGAACCGACCCAUCACCAGCACUGCCAAGGAGAACACAAUUCGCGCCUGCAGCAUCCCCGAGUCAUCCUCCAACACGGCCCUUACCAGCGAACAAAAGUUCGGCCCGCCGUGCCUGGCGUCGGCGGAGCUAAGGCCCACCAAGGUUGACGUCGAGGUCGGCUGGUGGCCGGAGACGGUCGACGGCAGCAAGUCAUCCGAUAUCAUCGACGCCACGCUCCAGCUGCAGAAGAAUAUUAUUGAAGACCCCAACUGCGAGUCGACGGCUCUGUUCGCCAAGUCGGGCGAUGCUGUUGUCGGGCUGUGGGUCGGCGAGCAGAUCCGCAAGACUUCGGCCAAGGACCUUCUCGAGCGUUUCGUCGCCUUGGUCGAGUCCAAGGAGGGCUCGUUGCCUAAGAAGGCAGCUGCCCAGGUCUGCGGCUCGAGUGACGGCCUGCCUUGGAGCCAGAGCUUUGGCAUCUACUACGACGCAACCGGCAAGAUCAGCGAUGCUUUCAGCGCCGUGCAGGGCUGGUCCAAGAUGAGUUGUCUCGAUCUUCCAGGCGGCGGCGAAACCUGGAAGGGAGAGGAGCUCAGCGUCAUCCCAGGUCUCGCGCUGACUCUGGGUGCCGAUGCCGUUCUGCCCAAGCACAAAAAUUCGUCAGUCUCUGUCACGGCUUCGAGUGUCACGAAACCCACGUACAGCGUCACCUCGCUGGCUCUGGGCCCUUCGACCUCUGUCGAGGCUCGGGCUUACGACCCUUAUGAUGACCUCAACGAUGGCCUCGAGGACCGCGACGAGCAGUGCCGGACCGCCAGGAUCGAAGCCACCGACAGCUGCUACAGCCUCGCAACGCAGAAGUGCGGCAUCACACUCGAGGCUCUCUACAAGUACAACGGCGGGGACUCCUCCUUCUGCACCAACCUCGAGGUCGACACCUCGCUCUGCUGCUCGGGCGGUGAUAAACCCGAGGAAGAGGCCCCCUCCGCAUCUUCCGAAGUGCGCAGAGCGGCUGCUGAAUGCAAGUAUCUGGUCGUGGCCAAGGACAACACGUGCCCUCAGCUGGCGGCUGAUUGCGGCAUCUCGACAACCAAGUUCUACGAGCUCAACGGAGGCGGCAGCAGCGCCUUCUGCAACAACCUCAAGAUCAGGUCGGCUGUCUGCUGCACUGCCGGCGACAAGCCGAACCUCAAACCCAAGGACAAUAGUGACGGGUCCUGCGCCGUGUACACGAUCAAGAAGGGCGACGGAUGCUUCGAUAUCGCUGAUCCCAACGGCCUGACGGUCACGGAGCUGCACAAGCUCAACACGGGCAAAACCUGGGGCUGGGGCGACUGUGAUCUGCUCAAGGAGAACAUGAAGAUCUGUCUCAGCGCCGGCACGCCGCCCAUGCCGGCGCCGAUCGAGAACGCCAUCUGCGGCCCUCAGAAGCCCGGCACCGAGAGGCCCUCGAGCGGCAACCUCACCAUGCUCAACCCAUGCCCGCUCAACGUCUGCUGCAACAUCUGGGGUCAGUGCGGCACGACCAAGGACUUCUGCGUCGAUACGACCGUCAACAACACGCCCGGCACGGCCAAGAAGGACACGUACGGUUGCAUCUCCAACUGCGGCAUGGACAUUGUCAACAACAAGGUCGGCCCCGACAAAUUCAGGCAGCUCGGCUACUUUGAGGGUUGGAACAUGGACCGCCCCUGUCUCAACAUGGAUGUCGAGUCGAUCCCCAAGGAGAAUGACAUUAUUCAUUUUGCCUUUGGCAUGAUCGCCGAGGACUUUUCCAUCUACAUAGGCCCCAAGGAGAAGGAACAGUUUGACAAGUUUGUCAAGCUGAAGUCCAGCUUCAAGAAGGUUCUUUCUUUUGGUGGCUGGGCCUUCUCGAACGAGCCGGCGACGAGCCACAUCUUCCGCAAUGCCGUCAAGCCGGCCAACUCGCUGAGGUUCGCCACGAAUGUCAUCAACUUCAUCGCCGCCAACGGUCUCGACGGCGUCGAUUUCGACUGGGAGUACCCUGGUGCCACCGACAUCGAUGGUAGCCAGCCCGGCUCGCCCGACGACGGGAAGAACUACCUCGCUUUCCUGGGCAUCGUCAAGCGCCGCAUGCCUCAAGGCAAGACUAUUGCCAUCGCUGCCCCGGCUUCCUACUGGUAUCUCAAGGCGUUCCCCAUUGCCGAGAUCUCCAAGAUUGUCGACUACAUCGUGUACAUGACCUACGAUCUCCACGGCCAGUGGGAUGUCGGCAACAAGUGGGCUUCUGAGGGCUGUCCGGGCGCCAACUGCCUUCGUUCGCACGUCAACAUCACGCUGACGCAGAGUGCCCUGUCUAUGGUGACCAAGGCCGGCGUGCCGUCCAACAAGCUCAUGGUCGGUGUCAGCAGCUACGGCCGCAGCUUCAAGAUGGCCCAGAUGGGCUGUGAAGGCCCUAACUGCUUCUUCCUGGGCGGCCGCAACCAGUCACCCGCCAAGGCUGGUACCUGCACUGGCACCCCCGGCUACAUUGCCGACGCCGAGAUGAUGCAGAUUGCGCUCAACGCCCGGUCUGGGUUCGGCAGCUCCAAGGUGACGGCCUACCACGACGAAUCGUCCGACUCUGACAUUUUCAUCUACGACGACGUCGAGUGGGUGUCGUGGAUGAGCCCCAAGACAAAGGACAGCCGCAAGCUCAUCUACCGCCUCGCCAACAUGGCCGGCACCAGCGACUGGGCCAUCGACCUGGGCGUCGACGUUGGCCGCUCCAACUCGGAGAAGGCCCUGGACGACUGGCCGGAGCUGGACCUCAGCAGCAACUGCCCGCUCGACUCGAGCUACGACACGCUCGACGCCCUCGAUGCUGUCGCCGGGGGCAUGGAUCCCGAGUGCGCCGCCAUGCUCGCCAUUGACACGCUCAAGAAGAUGCUCGCCAACUCGCUCAACGGCUACGACGCCGCCGCCAGCGGGUACGACGGCCUCUUUGACUUUUACAAGGACUACAUCAUCAAGUCGCUCGACGGCCGCCUCGAGCGCCUCAUGACCUUUGAGAAGCAGUACGGCGGCCGCUCCGGCGACUUCUUCAACUGCUUCGCCGUCCAAGGCGGCCUGCGCGCCAAGCGUAGCGACGCCAAGCCCGCCGACUGCUUCAACCUGCCAACGGGCAAGCCCUUUGACGACUACGCCUACUGGUUCGAGCUCAAGGACGAGGCCGGCUGGCAUAAGGCCCUCGCCGAGGAGGGCAUCCUGACCGAGUGGGUGCAGACGGGCUACAAGGAGCACGCCAACAACAACGGCUGCACGGGGCAAGACAUGUGCAUCGCCAAGAACAUCUACUACCACGACAUUCCCAUGCCCAAGGCCAACAAGGACAUUGAGGUGCCGGACCCCAAGGAGAUCAUCCGCAUCGCGCGAGAGAACAUGGCCAACAUCACAGACGCAUUUGACGACAUAUACACGGCCAUUGGCUUCGAGGACUGGGCCGGCGGCUACGAAAAUGCCGUCGAGGUCCUGUCCGUGCCCGUCUUCAUGCUCGAGGACGCCGUCGCCUCGAUGAACACGGUCAAGGAGAUCGGCAAGGACUGGAAGGAGGAGCAGGAGAAGAACCUCAUCCUGCAGAUCAUUGAGGGCGUCCUCUUCCUGCUGGCUUUUGUCGGUCCCAUCGUCGGCUCCCUCGGCCGUGUCGGCGCGGCUCUCGGUCGUCUCAUCAUGGCCAUCGAGGGUGCCGGCGCCGCCGGCCUCGGCGUCUACGCCAUCAUUGAGGACCCCAGCAGUGCGCCCCUCGCCAUCCUGCUCACCAUCAUGGGCGAGCUCGGCGGACCAGCCGGUCGCAGUGGCCGCUUUGCCGGGUUGAACGCCAAGAAGAACGAGAUGUCGCCCAAGCAGAAGGAGAAUAUGGGCAAGUCGUACGCGACCAACACGCCCAAGGUUCAGUCCAUCAUGGGCAAGGCCUGUGGCACAAAGUAG